This is a messenger RNA of Saccostrea cuccullata (small rock oyster), 1424 nucleotides long. RefSeq lists its product as uncharacterized. Lineage: Eukaryota; Metazoa; Mollusca; Bivalvia; Ostreida; Ostreidae. The coding region runs from base 151 to 1395 and encodes 414 amino acids. The record is from RefSeq and is a predicted model, not a curated record. The transcript is spliced from 2 exons.
AUUUGAUAAUAAAUAAACUGGUCGAGGUGAGUUUUACCCGAAAAGGCGAGGAUAUCGUUCUUUUCUGGGACACUGUAUAAAGUACAAAAGACACAAGAUUUCAUUAAGCCCCAAGAAAACGAAGCAGGCGAUAGAACAACCAUUGUAAAGAUGAACUUGCUGUUUUGGACGCUCAUUGCUGUGGUGACAACUUCAGUAAUAUUUGCACAGACAGGAAAUGACAUCGUUGAUAAUGGUAUCUCCGCUGGCACCGAGUUGGCAAAAGCAAUCGGCGAUAAGGACUUUGCAUCCACCAUGGGGAAGCUGGCCACCAAAGUUGGUCCCUAUCUUGGUAUGGUUGGUCCUGCGAUUGGAAUUAUCGCCGCCAUAGCUGGUUUUCAACAGGAGUCCGCGGAACUGAAAUUCAUGCGUGAAAUGUUAUCAAGAAUUGAAAAUCGAUUCGACAAAGUCGAUCAAAAAUUAAAUGAAAUCGCUCGCAGAAUGGACUGGAACCGUGCCCAAGUCCAAUUUUUCACCUUUGAAAAGAAAAUAAAGGCUAUGAAACUGGAAUUGGAAAAGUUCUACAACGUCAGCAGUAAGGAUUUUACGACCUUUCGGGAUACUUUCACUACCAUUUAUGAAUGUGUUUACGAGAACAGUGCCCAGUUGUUAUACAGUCACAUCGUAUCCCAUGGUUCCACGUUCUCUAGCAACGUUCUGGCGGAAGCCGUGAGGGCUAACCAAAACGACCGGCGCGAUAUGCAAGCAUUCAUGUUGGGGCUGACCAAACUUAUUCUUAUGGGAAGUCAGGUGGAAAUGGCGUACUAUAAAAUCAAAUUUCCCAACUCUCUCAAAGGCCACGAACAAAAAUGGACCAAUCAAAUCAAAGAAAUGGGAAAGGCCAUGAAAAAAGUUGAUAGUGAUCUUCAGAAAAACUACAAGGAUGUAGCCACCAACGACGCCAAAACGAUUCUGACAAAUAACAGAGGUGCUUCCAAAUCAGAUGUAGCCAAAAAGGUGUAUGAUAAACUAACAACGAAAUUCUACUGGCGCAAUUGGUUUGUAGCGGUCUAUAAUGACAUCUCGGGCGAUAAAAACCACUGGGUAUGGGUUUGCAAUGGUGCUCAUGUCUUUCGCCACAGCGGCUUCAACUUAAUCUUUGCAAGCAACUCCAAAAACACCAAACCUUUGAACACCUCCACGGCACGUAGUCUUUUGAAAAAUGCAUUUAAAAAAUUUCCGUUUCCAUUCCUUGGGGCUAAGGACAUUUACAAUAACAUUAAGUUUACUCGGAGCUGUGGCAAAUAUACUAGUGUUGGAGUCGUGAAGGCAAACGCGAACUUCUCCCCGAAAUACGCCAGCAAUAGAUACGUGCAAGAAAGACUAGGUCUACACUACGCCUUUAUGUUCCAUUAGCUUUUAUGGUAUACUGAAUGGGGUAAAAA